This is a messenger RNA of Hordeum vulgare subsp. vulgare (domesticated barley), 1514 nucleotides long. RefSeq names its product farnesyl pyrophosphate synthase-like. The record is from RefSeq and is a predicted model, not a curated record. Gene Ontology annotation, molecular function: dimethylallyltranstransferase activity; (2E,6E)-farnesyl diphosphate synthase activity. Gene Ontology annotation, cellular component: cytoplasm. Lineage: Eukaryota; Viridiplantae; Streptophyta; Magnoliopsida; Poales; Poaceae. Gene Ontology annotation, biological process: trans, trans-farnesyl diphosphate biosynthetic process. The transcript has 11 exons. Bases 137 to 1204 code for a protein of 355 amino acids.
CCCAGAAAUCUGUUUGCCCCACAAAAAUUCCGUCCAGGGCGUGCAGUAGAGAGCUCCUUGCUUCUCAUCCUCCUCCCCAACCAUACUCUCCACAGAAAUCUCCGCUCCUUCUCGUCCCUUCUCGCUCGCGUGCGCAAUGGCGGCGGCGGCGGCGGUGGCGUUGUCGAACGGCUCCGGUGGCGACUCCAAGGCCGAGUUCGCGGAAAUAUACAGCAGGCUCAAGGAGGAGAUGCUCGAGGACCCCGCCUUCGAGUUCACCGACGAGUCCCUCCAGUGGAUCGACCGCAUGCUGGAUUACAAUGUCCUAGGAGGAAAGUGCAACCGUGGGCUCUCUGUCAUUGAUAGCUACAAGACAUUGAAAGGUGUAGAUGUUUUGAGCAAGGAGGAGACGUUUCUUGCCUGCACCCUUGGUUGGUGUAUUGAAUGGCUUCAAGCAUAUUUUCUUGUGCUUGAUGAUAUCAUGGACAACUCCCAGACACGACGGGGCCAGCCUUGCUGGUUUAGGGUGCCUCAGGUUGGCCUUAUUGCUGUAAACGAUGGGAUUAUCCUUCGCAACCAUAUUUCACGGAUUCUUCAACGCCACUUCAGAGGAAAACCGUAUUAUGUUGAUCUCAUUGAUUUGUUCAAUGAGGUUGAGUUCAAGACAGCUUCAGGGCAGUUGUUGGAUCUUAUCACUACUCACGAGGGAGAAAAGGAUCUCACAAAAUAUAACUUGAAUGUUCACCGGCGCAUUGUGCAAUACAAGACAGCGUACUAUUCAUUUUAUCUUCCGGUUGCAUGUGCAUUGCUGCUGUCGGGUGAGAAUUUGGAUAACUUCGGCGAUGUAAAGAACAUUCUUGUUGAAAUGGGAACAUACUUUCAAGUCCAGGAUGAUUAUCUAGAUUGUUUUGGAGAUCCUGAAUCUAUUGGCAAGAUUGGAACUGACAUUGAAGACUACAAGUGUUCCUGGUUAGUUGUGCAAGCUCUUGACCAUGCAGAUGAGAGCCAAAAGCGCAUUCUACUUGAAAAUUAUGGAAAGUCAGAUCCAGAGUCUGUUGCAAAAGUGAAGGAUCUGUAUAAAGAACUUGAUCUGGAGACGGCAUUUCACAAGUUUGAGCGUGAGAGCUACAAUAAGCUGAUCACCGACAUUGAGGCCCAGCCAAGCAAAGCUGUUCAGAAAGUUUUGAUGUCCUUCUUGGAGAAGAUCUACAAGAGGCAGAAGUAGAGCUAAGCUUGUGGACAAAUUAGUAACUUGUUCUAUGUUCUUCUGCGUGUGAUGGUCAUCUUAUUUCAGUACUGUACAGUACAUCAUGGUAUUAUUCCUUCCAACAGUAAAUAUUUGGGCCCUGUUUGGAUCACCAAUUCUCUUUCAAAUACACUUGUAAAAAAUACACACCUCCGUCGGUUGUUUCACUUCUGGGUGGAAUUUCCAGAGCGGUCAGUAAGUUACAGGUGUAAGCUAUACACCUUCAUAUUGAAAUACAUUCAAUCCAAGCACGGCCUUAAGCUGCGUUUGGAAUGUUGUUUUUCUGCAA